Messenger RNA from Fundulus heteroclitus (mummichog), 2880 nucleotides. RefSeq names its product E3 SUMO-protein ligase CBX4. Bases 236 to 1933 code for a protein of 565 amino acids. Gene Ontology annotation, biological process: negative regulation of DNA-templated transcription. NCBI's taxonomy places the organism in Eukaryota, Metazoa, Chordata, Actinopteri, Cyprinodontiformes, Fundulidae. The transcript has 5 exons. The record is from RefSeq and is a predicted model, not a curated record.
GGCUAUUUGCUUGAAGUGUUUUCUUGCUGCAGCUCCAACUCGCCUGCAGAGCGAGAGUCUCCGUGGGGUUAAAGCGAAGGAAGAGGCGCCGUGAAACCAGAAGGAGGCGGAGUAGGAGGGGAAUCCUUCACAUCAGAGAAGAAGCAAAGGGGGAGAUAAUAAAGCGAGCCCUGACAGAAAAGAUCAGGUGUCCGCGGCAAGAGAAACCGGAGAGCCGCCUCUCUUGCGCUGGAAAAUGGAGCUACCCGCCGCUGGAGAGCACGUCUUUGCGGUGGAGAGCAUCGAGAAGAAGCGCAGCAGAAAGGGGAGGGUCGAGUAUCUGGUCAAGUGGAGAGGAUGGUCUCCAAGAUACAACACAUGGGAGCCAGAGGAAAACAUCCUGGAUCCAAGGCUGCUCGACGCUUUCCAAGACAGGGAACGUCAGGAGCAGCUGAUGGGUUACCGCAAGAGAGGACCCAAGCCUAAGCACCUUCUUGUUCAGGUGCCGUCGUUUGCCAGGAGGUCCAACAUUCUGGCGAACCUUCAGGGGGCGUCCCUGGAAGACGACGGCUGUCAGAAGUCCGGCCCUAUCCAGAUGAUUCGCCCGCAGGCCCAGCAGUUCCAGCUGAACAGCAGGAAGCUUCACCAGUACCAGCCGCUGAGCAGGGAGCGUGAGGCCGAGCAGCAAUCCAACGGCAAGAAGUUCUUCUACGAGCUCAACAGCAAGAAGCACCACCACUACCAGCCGGACCUGAAGCUGCACGAACCCGUUUACCCCAAGCCCCGGGACGUCAAGGCCCCGGAGCUGGCGAACAAAGGGUACAACCUGCCGGCGGUGCUGCAGCAGAAGUGGGUUCGGGACAAAGACUCGGGCUGUCUGACCAAAGUGAAGGACAUCACCAUGGAGCUGAAGAAACUGCCAGCCGACCUUAACGGACAGAAGGGGACAGAGAGGGCGAAACCGAAAGAGGACGCCUCCCCGCAGUCCAACGGCGUCAGCGGCGGUAAGCUGAAGAUCGUCAAGAACAAGAACAAGAACGGGCGGAUCGUCAUUGUCAUGAGCAAAUACAUGGAGAACGGAAUGCAGACCGCCAAGAUCAAAAACGGCGACUCCGAAGAUGCGGAGAGGCCACUGCAAGGAGCGGAGAGCAGCGUGGAGAGGCACCUGGCAAAGAUGAAACUUGUUAAGCAGCUUGGCCUAAUGAACGGAUUCGCCAAGCAACCCAAAGACGAUCCGGCCGUUCCCAGUUCUGGAAUAAAAGGAGAUUGCUGCAAGCAGAAGGAACUGUCCCUUCAAGCAGAGCGGACUGCCAAGGAGCAGGACAGACCCACGGAGGUCGGGGGCGAGGGGCGCCUUCCGCAGGAUCAGCCUUUACAGCUGACCAACAAGCUUGAUCUCCCCUCAGAGAGGGGCGCUCCAGAGAAAACGGGAGCCCAGAACAGGCUUCACGGAGGACUAAAGCGACACCUUUCAGACGCGGACGCCGAGGAACACGGAUGCAGUAAAAGGUUUCUGAGUUGCAGGAGCAUCAGCGCUCCUGACACGGUGGACUCGCCCUCCCAAAGCGCCGUCGUUGACCAAAACGGACGCCAGAGUCCGGCUCUACAGCAGGACUACGGCUACCAAGACCAGGACGAACCCAUGGACCUUAGCAUCGUCAAGUCGAGGCCCGCGCCUUCAGCCUGUGCCGAGCCGGAGACGGGGACGCGAGCAGAGGAGCACGCGCAUUCACACGACGACACGCACACACAGACGGACACGCACACGGAAAGCCAGACUGAAACACACGAGCCGUCAGAGGAGGAGCGAGCUGACUCUGCGUCUGGUUCCCACCAGCAAGCCAGAAGAGACGAGGCCUUCCCUUCGUUCCAGCCUUGCCUCGGGAACAUAGUCAUCACGGACAUUACUGCGAACUGCCUCACGGUUACCUUUAAGGAAUACAUAUCGGCAUAACACAACCGGGUACCGCCCCGGGGACUGGCAUACCAUAUAUAUAUAUAUAUAUAUAUAUUUGUAUUUUCUGAUUCCUGAAUGUACAAAUGAAACUUUGAUGUUGUUUUCAUUUUGUAAAACUCCAGAGUUAAUCAAAGAGGGAGGAGUAGGAGGAGGAGGGGACCCUUUUUGUGCUUUUCUUGCAUAUUUUCUAAGUAGAAGCCCAACAUGUUGUUAUUUCAAAUUUCAAACCUAAUCUGAGCUGCAGAUAUUUAAAUGAAUAAUCGCCUCUUGAAACUCUUGCCUAACCUGCACUUACUUUUGUAGACAGUCGUGAUUUUUGUAUGCGUAUAAUUUGAUUUAUACACACCCAGGCUGUCUACUUUACGGAUAACGUCAGAUAAACGUAGGCUUUAAAGGGAGUUUUUUUUUUUUUUUUUUUUGUAAGGAAGAAAAUUAUAUUGAAUCAAGGUACAUUACACUGUGUCAGAGUAUGUGUGUGCAUGUGUGUGAGAGAGAGAGAGAGAGAGAGAGAGAGACAGUUUUAAAGAAGAAUGCGUGCUGCUUGGAUGUUAAUGAUGCCUUUAGGCGUGCUUAGACAGGCAAAUAAAGAAAAGGAUGCACCUUUACCGUCAAUUUGUGUCGUAGAAACAGAAGAGGGGAGACGCGUGAGCUCUUCUGUGGUUCCCGUUAGAUCUGUUUGGAGAAACUUGCGCCCCCCCCCAUGGGAUCUUAAAACCGUCACUUCCGUUUAGUCUGCAGCGUCUGUUUUUAACCUUCUCACAAGAUCUAAUUUUUAUGGAAUAUCAGGCAAAAAUCACCUUUGGAGACAGAAGCUGCCAUUUUUUAAGUGUGUAACUACCAGAUAACAUUUCAGACAACAUUUUGUCCUACUGGCUCCGUGGGAUCUGAGGCGCAGCGAGCACCCCUGUGAGAACGCGAGCUCGCUGAUGGGCAAACCAAAAAAA